Aedes albopictus (Asian tiger mosquito) is the source of this 5511-nucleotide messenger RNA. RefSeq lists its product as uncharacterized. The record is from RefSeq and is a predicted model, not a curated record. Gene Ontology annotation, molecular function: nucleic acid binding; zinc ion binding. The transcript is spliced from 3 exons. Gene Ontology annotation, biological process: DNA integration. The coding region runs from base 1 to 5511 and encodes 1836 amino acids. NCBI's taxonomy places the organism in Eukaryota, Metazoa, Arthropoda, Insecta, Diptera, Culicidae.
AUGACGGACGAUUUGCGUGGUUUGCUGAAGCGCGAGAAGCGCAUACGAGAUAGUUUGGACUCCGUGGCUUCGUUUGUGCGUGACUUCAAAGAAGAAGAAGACAAAGAUGAGGUGGAAGUUCGUUUGCAGCUGUUAGAAAGUGCAUUCCAUGACUUUCACGAAGUGCGUGAGAAGAUUGACGUGAUUCUGGAUGAAGCCGACGAAGAUGAAGUGGUAGAUCAAGAGGAGUCGGAACAGGAGCGUCAAGCGAGGCUGAAGUAUACGGCGAAGAAGCGGGAAGCCGACAGUACAGUUGUUUCGAGGAACGUGGAGAAAUGUUACUGCAAGGCCAAGGCUGCGUUGCUGAAGUGGCGGAAUCAGAUGAGACCGGCCAUUCCUAGUUCUGCGGCCCCAGCUGCACAGCCGGUUCUCUCGAGGGUGAAGCUUCCGGAGAUAAAGCUCCCAUCAUUCAGCGGCAUACUGCGAGAGUGGGUUUCGUACCGUGAUGCAUUUCAAAGCCUUAUCCAUCGGAACCGGGAGCUCACGGACAUGGACAAGUUUACCUACCUCCGAUCAUCUUUGUCCGGUGAUGUACUCCUGGAAGUCAGCUCCAUCGAACUUUCCGCUGCCAACUACUCGGUAGCGUGGGAUGCGUUGGAGGAUCGCUAUCAUAACCGAAAGCUGAUCGUGAAGGCGUACCUCGAUGCCAUCUUCGGAAUCGAGUCGAUGCGACGAGAGAGCUACGAAGCGCUGAGCCAGCUCAUCAGCGACUUCGAGAAAAACCUGCAGAUGUUGAAAAAGAUGAACCAGGACACCAACAGCUGGAGCACGAUUCUGGUGCACAUGGUCUGCUCGAGACUCGACAGCACUACCUUGCGAUUCUGGGAAGCGGCGCACAAUUCCAAGGAAGUACCUACAUACCGAAACCUUAUAACCUUCCUGAAGAAUCACUGCGCUGUUCUCCAAUCCGUCGGUCCGAGUAAAACCCCCGUCGUCGAGAUGAAGAAGCCGAAGAUAAGCGUGAGCCAUCCUUCGACCAGCAGCACCGGGCGAUGCUGCUUCUGUUCGGAGUCAUUCCAUCCAGCGUUUCUGUGUGGGAGGUUCCAGAAGAUGAAGGUCCCGGAGCGAUACGAUGCUGUCAGGAAGAACGGCCUGUGCAUGAACUGCUUGUCAUCGGGACAUUUGGCCAGGAGCUGCAGCAAGGGAUUGUGCCGACAAUGCGGAAGGAAACACCAUACUCUGCUUCACUCCGAAGCAAACAGUGCUAAGAAAUCCUCCGUUCCGCAGACGUCAACAAAACCCCCAAGUCAACCUCAAGCGCAAGCACAGCCGGGAACACCAACACACCAGACAGCAUCCACCACACACCACCAAAAUGAACCAUCCACUUCAUUGUCCAUCAUCCACACACAUUCGCAAAACCCACAACUCGCCACAGACCAUCAACCCACAUUGCAAAACACUGUCUCCCUUCCGUUCCAAAUAAGACCAUCCUCAAGGCAAGUCCUGCUAUCCACGGCCAUUGUUCGGAUUCGUGAUGACGACGGAAGCACGAUGCUGGCCAGAGCAUUGCUGGAUUCGUGCUCGCAGUAUUGUUUCGUCACAUCCGAGUUCUGUCGGCGAAUGAACCUUAAAGAAUUCCCGAACUAUCUGACGGUGAAGGGGAUCGGAGGUUCAACUAGCGUCUCCCAAAAGGCUGUGAGUGGCACGGUCAGUCCACGCUUCACAAGCAUCUCCAAUUUCGAGGAAGCAAUGCGUUUCAACGUGUUGCCGAAGCUGACGAUUCCGCUACCAUGUGAAGGGUUCGACGUCAGCAGGUGGAAUCUACCAGAUCGCAUCGUGUUAGCAGAUCCCGAGUUCUACCAAACGUCGGACAUCGACAUGAUCAUCGGUGCCGAGUAUUACCUCGAUCUGUUGCAAGAGGGAAGAUUCCGACCGAGUGAAGAUGGACCAACGUUCCAAAACACGGUAUUUGGUUGGAUCGUGUCUGGCCGUAUCUCCGAAGCUACUGUGUCCGUGCCAAUAACUGCCACCACGCUGUGUUCUACGGUGGAGCUCCAAGACCAACUCACACGUUUCUGGGAGCUUGAGAGCUGUCGCCAUAUCAGCACGUACUCUGUGGAGGAAUCCGCGUGCGAAGAAAUCUUCAGGCAAACCACCGUUCGCGAUCAGGACGGCCGCUUCGUGGUGACGUUGCCGCGGAAGCAGGGCAUCAUUGAGCAGUUAGGAGAUUCCAGGAAGAGCGCAGAAAGGAGAUUCAUGAGCUUGGAGAGAAGAUUUGCUGCAAAUCCGCAGCUGAAGGAGCAGUACGUCGAGUUCAUGGAGGAAUACGAAUCGAUGGGUCACAUGAGGAAGGUACGCGAGGAGGAUUUGUUUGGAGUGGUGUACUAUUUUCUGCCGCAUCACGCCGUGUUAAAACCGGACAGCACAACAACGAAGCUGCGCGUAGUUUUCGACGCUUCGUGCAAAACCACGUCUGGCUUUUCCCUCAACGAUGGGAUGAUGGUCGGUCCUGUAGUCCAAGAUGACCUCAUAUCGAUUCACGCUCGAUUCCGUCUGCACCGUAUCGGCAUUGUAGCCGAUGUAGCGAAGAUGUACCGAAUGAUCAGCAUGUGCCCUCGAGACCAGAAGCUGCAGCUGAUUCUGUGGAGGAAGUCCCCGAAAGAACCGAUCGAAAUCUACCAGUUAACGACCGUUACGUACGGUACCGCAUCGGCUCCGUUUCUUGCAACGCGCUGCUUGGUACAGCUAGCGCAGGACGGAGAAUCCAGCCAUCCGACUGCAGCGAAGGUCCUACAGAAAGACUUCUACGUCGACGACAUGACGUCUGGUGUCGACACUCCCGAGGAAGGCAAGCAACUCGUUGAAGAGAUAGUCGAUCUGACCGAUUCAGCUGGACUCACGUUGCGCAAGUGGAAUUCGAACUGUGAGGAGGUGUUCAGUGGUCUACAACCGUAUCUGCGAGACAAACGGGCGGUACACGAGAUGGAUUCUCCGCCGCCAACUGCCACUGUGAAGACUUUGGGUCUCGUCUGGUGUCCGUCGACCGACAAUUUCCAGUUCACCGUUCCCAGGUGGAGUACCACGGCGGUAAUCACGAAGCGUGUUGUCAUCUCCGAUGCGUCAAAGCUGUUCGAUCCUUUGGGACUAGUAGGUCCUGUCGUCGUCGAAGCCAAGAUAUUCAUCCAGACCUUGUGGAAACUGGAAUCGAAUUGGGACGAUCCACUCCCGCCAAAUCUUCAAACGUUCUGGUUGGAGUACCGCAGAAAUUUGAGUUCGCUCGAGUCCAUCAGCAUCCCGCGAUGGGUCGGUUUCUCCAAGGCCUCGGUAUCCACCGAAUGGCACGGUUUUUGUGACGCAUCAGAUAACGCGUAUGGAGCAUGCUUGUAUCUCCGAAGUACCUUCCCGGACGGCGUCGUCCGUAUCCAGUUGAUGAUGUCAAAAUCCAGAGUUGCGCCACUGGAGGACCUGAAGAAAAGGAAACGCAAGCAGUCUACACCCCGUCUCGAACUAUCUUCCGCUCUACUACUCAGUCACCUGUAUGAGAAGGUCUGUCAGGCCACUCAGCUGGCCAUCCCGUCAUUUUUCUGGACCAAUUCCAACAUCGUUAAGUAUUGGAUUGCGUCAACACCGUCACGAUGGCAGACUUUCGUCGCGAACAGAGUAUCCGAGAUCCAGCACCUGACAAAGGGUGGCAUCUGGAACCAUGUAGCGGGUGUCGAGAAUCCUACCGACGUGCUUUCGCGAGGUAUAUCAGCUGCUCAGCUCGAAUACCAGUCCCUCUGGUUCAACGGGCCAGUUUGGCUGCACCAAAGUCGGAAUUUCUGGCCAGAGGAUUCUGGAGUCACUGUCGAUCAACUAGAUCCUGCAUCAUUGGAAGAACGAAAGGUCGUUGCGUUACCAGUGCAAACCGUCCCUCCCAGCGAAAUCUUUUCACUGCGCUCGUCGCUGUCGUCCCUAGUUCGCCUGAUAGCUUGGAUACGUCGGUUUAGGCACAACUCGCAGAGAGUGAACCGCAAUUCAAAGAAGACCGGGUACAUCAGCUCGCAGGAGUACGAGGAUGCGCUGCUCCAGUUGGUGCGGCUGUCUCAAGCGGAAUGCUUCCCGCAGGAGAUAGCAAGUUUGUCCCGGGAGGAUCAGGUGAAAGAUUCUUCAAAAAUAUCGGCUCUGAAUCUCAAAUUGCGAGAAGGAGUACUCCGUGUUGGCGGCCGGCUACGGAACGCACCAGUUUCGGAAGACCGGAAGCACCCGAUGAUUAUCGACCACCGCCAUCCGCUCGCCUCGGUGAUUAUCCAGCACUACCAUCAGAAGAUGCUCCAUUCCGGGCAGCAGGUAGUCAUCGCCAGCACCAGAGAGAGGUUCUGGAUACUGAACAUUCGGAAGCUCGCACGGAAGGUCCUCCACGAGUGUGUCACAUGCUUCCGAAUGAGACCACGAUGCCAGGAACAAUUGAUGGCGGAGUUGCCGCCGGAGAGAGUGAAUCCGGCACCGCCAUUCCUCAAGGUUGGAGUGGAUUACUGCGGUCCGUUCCUGGUUUCCUAUCCGCAGCGCCGUAGUCCUCCCGUAAAAUGCUUUGUAGCGAUCUUUGUCUGCCUCGUGGUUAAGGCGGUUCAUGUGGAGCUUGUCGCUGAUCUCACCACGGAGGCGUUUCUAGCCGCACUGAAGCGUUUCACCGCCCGGCGAGGACGUCCGGCACUGAUCAUGUGCGAUAACGCCAAGAAUUUCGUCGGAGCCAAGCGGGAACUUCGACAACUGUUGAACCUGUUUGAGCAGCAGCAGUUCCAGAACGCAGUAGCCUGCAACGCCGCAGCCGAGAACAUUGAGUUCAAAUUCAUCCCGGCUAGAUCACCCAACUUCGGUGGUCUGUGGGAAGCAGCCGUGAAGAGCUUCAAGACAACGUUCAAGAAGGUCAUCGGAACACGAACACUGCUGUACGACGAAAUGCAGACGGUCCUCACGCAGGUCGAAGCGGUGUUGAACUCUAGACCCCUCACUCCGGUCAGUAACGACCCCGUAGACUUUGAAGCGCUCACACCUGGGCACUUUCUAGUUCAACGACCACUGACGGCCAUCGCCGAACCCGAUUUGGAAGCCAUCCCAGCCAAUCGUCUCUCCGUCUGGCAGAAAGUGCAAGGUUACAUCCAGCAAUUGUGGAAAAAGUGGACAACACUGUACCUCUCCGACUUGCACAACCGGACGAAGUGGACUAGACAACGUGACAACAUCGCUGUUGGGACAAUGGUAUUGUUGAUGGACGAACGGCUUCCGCCGUUGAAGUGGAACCUCGGCCGUGUUGCUGAGGUGUUCCGAGGCUCGGAAGGAAACAUCCGAGUGGUAGACGUGCGUACCAGCACUGGGGGACAACGUGGAGUCUUCCAACGAAGAGGCAUAACUCGCCUCCACCGGUGGUGCUUCGGCACCCGCGGAGGUCUCUGUGGCCUCCGCACUCCACCGCUGUUCUACCCGGUCCCGGGUCCCCGGGACAUUCCACCCAUCGAAGUCGACCAGUCCAAGAUCUUUCUCCAAGUUUGA